Messenger RNA from Triticum dicoccoides, 638 nucleotides. Its product is annotated as histone H4. The coding region runs from base 70 to 381 and encodes 103 amino acids. The record is from RefSeq and is a predicted model, not a curated record. Gene Ontology annotation, molecular function: structural constituent of chromatin; protein heterodimerization activity; DNA binding. The transcript has a single exon. Lineage: Eukaryota; Viridiplantae; Streptophyta; Magnoliopsida; Poales; Poaceae. Gene Ontology annotation, cellular component: nucleosome.
CUCACCACCACCAGCCGCCGCCGCCACCGCUCCUCCUCCAUUUCCAUCUCCGUCAGCUCCAAGGAAGCCAUGUCCGGCCGCGGCAAGGGCGGGAAGGGGCUGGGCAAGGGCGGCGCCAAGCGCCACCGGAAGGUGCUACGGGACAACAUCCAGGGCAUCACCAAGCCGGCCAUCCGGCGGCUGGCGCGGCGGGGCGGCGUGAAGCGCAUAUCGGGGCUCAUCUACGAGGAGACCCGCGGUGUGCUCAAGAUCUUCCUCGAGAACGUCAUCCGGGACGCCGUCACCUACACUGAGCACGCCCGCCGCAAGACCGUCACCGCCAUGGACGUCGUCUACGCCCUCAAGCGCCAGGGACGCACGCUCUACGGAUUCGGCGGCUGAAUUGCGCUCGUCUGCUCCAUCGAGUCGACUCUGCUGGAUGCUGCUGUUCCUCUGCUAUGGUUUCGUUUCUGGGUGCGUGCGUUGUUGUUCCGUCGGUCUGUGUAGUUAGUGGAAGGCGAUGAAUCUGAAUGCAAUGAAAAUGGUUGGUUCUUGUGGUAUUAUCUUGGCUGCAUCUCUCGAUAUGUAUCCGUCGGAAUCUGCCCACCGCCAAAUUGCCACUGCAUUCUAAUUUUCAGUUGAUGAAUUUGUUGUUUGUU